AUGGCGGAACAGGAAUCCCAAGUGCAUCGCCAUGCUGAUGCAGAUGGUCACUUCCGACGCAAGGAUUCCGCCUUCCGCUCGACUGUAUCAUCGAAUCCUGAUGCAGAGUUCCCUGCUGAAAGGGAUCGUUAUGUUCUAUACUUGAACUACGGAUGUCCGUGGGCGCACCGGACCAACCUGGUUCGAUCUCUCAAGGGCCUAGAGAACAUCAUCCAGCUCGUCGUUCUGGACCCCGAGCUGGGCCCCGAAGGUUGGUUCUUCUCUGGCCGAUGGGGAUCCGCAGAAAAAGAUCCCUUGUAUGGGUUCACAAAGUUGAGCCAAUUCUAUUUCAAGGCGCAGCCGGACUAUCAAGGACGCUAUACCGUUCCGAUGCUCUGGGAUAAGAGGAAGGAAACGAUCGUGAACAACGAGAGUGGCGAGAUCAUCAGGAUGCUUUACACAGAGUUCGACCAUCUUCUGCCGGAGGAGCUGCGUGAGGCCAACCGGCCUGGCGGGGGAUUCUACCCGGCACAUCUGAGGUCAGAGAUUGACGCAAUGAAUGAGUGGGUGUAUCACAAGAUUAACAAUGGAGUGUACAAAACCGGAUUCGCCACAACGCAGGAGGCUUAUGACGCGAAUGUGUAUCCACUGUUCGAGGCCCUGGACCGCGUUGAGCAGCAUCUGGCACAGCCAGGCCAUCAACCAUACCUGUUUGGGGAGAAUAUCACGGAGGCGGACAUCCGACUGUACACGACCAUUUGUCGGUUCGAUGUAGCCUACUACCUCAUCUUCCGCUGCAACCUGAAGAUGAUCCGACAUGAUUAUCCGCUCCUCGACCGUUGGUAUAGACGACUGUACCAUGAUGAAACGCAGCGUACCCGAGGCGGAGCAUUCAAGAAGACCACUUUCUUUGGCAUAUACAAGUUCAACUAUCUGAAGGCGCUAGGAAAGCGGUCGGGCAGUACUCAGACGAUCAUCCCGGCUGGUCCAUUCCCGGACAUCCUGCCCUUGGAGGCGUAG
Aspergillus luchuensis is the source of this 999-nucleotide messenger RNA. RefSeq lists its product as uncharacterized. The record is from RefSeq and is a predicted model, not a curated record. Gene Ontology annotation, molecular function: glutathione transferase activity. Lineage: Eukaryota; Fungi; Ascomycota; Eurotiomycetes; Eurotiales; Aspergillaceae. The transcript is spliced from 3 exons. Gene Ontology annotation, cellular component: cytoplasm. Bases 1 to 999 code for a protein of 332 amino acids.